Messenger RNA from Meira miltonrushii, 2254 nucleotides. RefSeq names its product acid protease. Gene Ontology annotation, molecular function: aspartic-type endopeptidase activity. Gene Ontology annotation, biological process: proteolysis. Bases 375 to 2231 code for a protein of 618 amino acids. The record is from RefSeq and is a predicted model, not a curated record. NCBI's taxonomy places the organism in Eukaryota, Fungi, Basidiomycota, Exobasidiomycetes, Exobasidiales, Brachybasidiaceae. The transcript is spliced from 2 exons.
AUCGGGGUAUCUGCAAGUCAGGACCUCUUCAUUUCUUUUCUCACUCUUUUCUCUUAUUCUUCUAUUCUCUGACAAAUCGUGCCAUCUCUGGAAGAAGGUCGUUACGGUCAUUAUCUAUUUUAUUCAUUUUCUUCACUUUCGUUAUUGCAAAUUUUCAGUUUCAUCUUCAAAACAUCGGUCUCCGAUCACAUAUCAUCAAAAGCGGUCAAGAAUCACAUUCGAACAAUACAAUCACCAACUUCGGUAUUCAAGCUAAUAGAGAACAAUAAUUUGAGGCCGGCCCUCCCUUGCAUAGAACGCCUUUCGACCUGUCGAUCACGCAAACAAAUCUCUCUCAAUAACGCUUUUACCGACUUGGUUUAUUAGACGACAAAAUGGUUUACCUUACCGCCAAAUUCAUUCACUUCUUUCUUGUACUUGUAACGUUGGGUUUCUUUGAUCAUUCACCUAUCGCAUCAUUCGCAAAUGCUGCACCCACUGGAGCGGCAAAUGUUCCUGCUCGAGUCGGAAUCGUGAUUAAGGAAGCCGGAGCUGGAACGGGUGAUUCAACGGCAGCAAGCUCACUCGCACCUUCAAGACGUGGUUCUUCUUUCGAACAAUACGAUCUUGCUGUCAACAAAGAUGCCGUCAAGGUUCCAUUGGAACAUGUUGAUGCUCGCGAUACUACAAAAGUUCAUCCAUUCAUGUUAUUUCAGCAACAUAUGAAUCGGGCAAAUGUCAAAUUAGCAAAGAUGCAAAAACGAUCACCUCCUUCUCCCGAAGAUCUCACUAGAGCGCUGUGGAACAGACGUAGAUCCAUCGAAGCAUCUUAUGGUGGUCAACGUAGAUUCGAAGAGGAAAUCACCAUCGAUCCUCUCGAUGUCCAAAAGCGAGAGGAUACUCUGGGAGCAGGCACGAUGAAACAACGCGCUUUCAAAGCUUCCACCUCCAACCUACCUUCCUCUCACGGUCGUAUAGGUGUCAAACUUAUUCGAGAAUUGCCCUCCGUGUCUGAAGAACAACAUGAUCAUCAGAAAAGAUUGUGGCCAGGCGUUCUCAGCUCAUUCACCAACGGUGAAAGCAAAAAUGAUGAUAGUAGCAAAGCCAAUGAGAAUGCGACCAAAACAGGUUCUCUUGGAUCAGUGCAGCCUUUAGCAAGUGCAAAAGCGCAAGCAAAUCAAUAUGCAUAUUCUGAUACACUUUUGAAAGCAUCCACUCCCACGGCAGCAAAAAGUCUUGGUUUAGCUAUCGAAGCAAACAACAUUGGUUAUGUGGCAACUGUGCAAUUCGGUGCCAAAAAGACGCCAUUCAAGAUGUUGAUCGAUAGUGGAAGUGCAGAUACCUGGGUCCCUAGCUCAAAGUGCAACGACUGCGGUAAAUCUCAACAAAGGUUAAGCAAAUCAGUUUCCAACACUCUUCAAACGAGUAAGGAACAAUGGAGUAUCACUUAUGGAACCGGAAAUGCAAAAGGUUAUUUGGCUACCGAUGAUCUCUCAAUCGCGGGCAUGGACAUAAAAGAUUACAAGUUUGCUCUUGUCACUCAGGAGUCAGAUGAUUUCAGUAGUUCUCCUUUCGAUGGUUUGAUGGGAUUGGCAAAAGAGAUUUUAUCAAAUUCUCGAAGCCCAACGCCUAUUGAUGCCCUCUACAAUGAAAAGUUGGUCACUGCACCCGUAAUGGGAUACAAGCUAGGAGAUGCUACUACUGCCUCUGGUAAGCGUGCAGCUGUGAAAGAUGGAGAAGUAACGUUCGGUGGUGUUGAUUCUGGAAAGUAUACUGGGCAACUUGUUGAAAUUCCAAAUGUUUCUCAACAGGGCUUCUUUGAAAUUCCAAUUCAAGGUGUUUCGGUAAAUGGUAAAUCGAUCGCAAGCCUUUCUUCUGGUCGUACAUCCAUUUUGGACACAGGUACUUCUCUCAUGGUCGCUCCUCAACAAGACGCAGAAGCCGUUCAUGCUCAAAUUCCAGGUGCAAAAUCUGACGGUCAAGGUGGAUUCACGGUCCCAUGUACGACAAAUUCCACCCUUUCGUUCAAAUUUGGUGGAGAAGAAUGGCCUUUGCUUCCGCGUGAUAUGAUCUUUGUUCCUGUUGAUGCCAAUAAUCCUAAAGGUGAUUGUAUUUCUUCUUUGGGCGGUGGUGAUGUUGGUCAACAAGGUGAAUGGUUAGUAGGAGCAGUAGCAUUGAAAAGACUUUAUUUCGCCACAAAUGCACAAAAGAACGUGAUUGGAUUGGGUAAAUUACGCAAUCCUGGCCAGUAAAUCAAAGCUUGCCGAUGAGACUG